Molecule: messenger RNA, 7361 nt
Organism: Struthio camelus australis
Lineage: Eukaryota; Metazoa; Chordata; Aves; Struthioniformes; Struthionidae
Product: macrophage mannose receptor 1
Biological process (GO): receptor-mediated endocytosis
Cellular component (GO): plasma membrane
Molecular function (GO): signaling receptor activity
Source: RefSeq, a predicted model, not a curated record
AGCCUUAAAAACUGAAAAAGAUUUGCUAGUCUGGUUCAGUGCAGAAAUGUUUUCUUGCAAGGUGCAACUUUAGUCUUCAGCAUCAGUUUGAGGUGAAGGAGAGAAGGGAGUGAAACAUUCGAUAAUGGCUGUCUACCUGCUCCUGAUUUUUCUCUUUAGUAUCUAUCUCCAAGUGUCUGCUAGUGGAAUAUUUUCAAUAUAUAAUGAAGAUAGCAAGCUCUGUGCCCAGGCUCAAAACUCUAGCUCAGUCAUAACUACCACGUGUGAGCAGCACAAUGAGUUCCAGAAGUUCAGGUGGAUCUCUGCCACUCAGCUGCUGAGCAUGGCACUGAAGCUGUGCUUGGGAGUGCUCUCCAAGGACGAUGAGGCUGCAAUCACUUUGGAAGCCUGUAACAAGACAAAUGUACUUCAGUGGUGGGAAUGUAGAAAUGAGACACUUGCAACCCAAGGCAAGGAUUUAUUUUUCAACUAUGGCAAAGGACAGGGAAAGAAAAUCAGGCUGUCCAAAGGAUCAGGCAAAGGGAGCAGGUGGAAAAUCUAUGGAACCACAGAGGGUGUGUGCUCUCAGCACUAUGAAGAUACGUUUACACUGGGAGGAAAUGCCUUUGGCGCACCUUGUGUAUUCCCUUUUAAGCUCAAUGGUAAAUGGUAUGCUGAAUGCAUACCUCGGAGUGAUGAUGCAGGCACUCUCUGGUGUGCAACAUCUUCAGAUUUUGAUAAAGACCAACUUUUUGGAAAUUGUCCACUAAAAGACGGUAUCCACAAUGAUGUUUGGAAAACAAACCCUUUGACAGAAACCCACUAUCAGAUAAACUCAAAGUCACUUUUGACAUGGCACGAAGCGAGGAAAAGCUGCCAGCAGCAGAAUGCAGAAUUACUAAGUGUCACAGACCUUCAUGAAGAAAUGUAUUUAUUAGGACUCACUAGUGACCUGGGUGUUAAUGCUAAGCUCUGGAUUGGUCUUUUUGGUACACUUGACAGUGGCUGGCAAUGGACUGGGGGUAAUCCUUUCAGAUAUCUAAACUGGGCUCCAGGAAAUCCCUCUGUGGAAUCUGGAAAAAUAUGUGGGACCUUCCAAGGUAGGAAUGGCAAAUGGGAAAACCAAGAGUGUAAUCGGAAACUGGGAUAUAUCUGCCAAAAGAGAAACGCUUCUUUAGCUUCCUCCACUAUUACCUCAAGUGACUUAAAGUCUAUUAAAUGCCCCAUGGAAUGGGUGGCCUAUGCCGGUCAUUGCUAUAUAAUUUUCAGAACACCGAAAAUAUGGAAAGCAGCCCAGUCUUCCUGUAGAAAAGAAGGUGGAGAGCUGAUGAGUAUUCAUAAUAUUGAGGAGUACAGUUUUACAGUAUCUCAGCUUGGGUACAAGCCUGACGAUGAGCUGUGGAUUGGUCUAAACGAUUUCAGGGUUCAAAUGUAUUUUGAAUGGAGCGAUGGGACACCAGUGACGUAUACCAAGUGGCAUCAAGGAGAGCCAACCCACACACGGGAUAAGGCAGACUGCAUCAUUAUGAAGGGAGAGGAUGGCUCCUGGGCUGACAGUGCAUGUGAAAAGAAACUUGGUUACAUCUGUAAAAGGAAACCUUUGGCAGAAGAACCAGGGGAAGCUGAGGUUACUUACCCAGGCUGCGAGAAAGGCUGGACAAAGCAUGGUUUUUACUGUUAUUCCAUGGGACAGAUACCAACAACAUUUUCAGAAGCAAAACAAAUCUGUGAAGAAAACAAAAGUUACCUGGCUACUGUGAAAGACAGAUAUGAACAAGCAUUUUUGACUUCUUUAAUUGGAUUCAAUCCAGCCAAGUAUUUCUGGAUCGCUCUCUCAGAUGCGGAAGAGCAGGGGACUUUCAAAUGGGCCAGUGGCGAAGCUGUUACAUUCACUAACUGGAACUCAGGAAUGCCAGGAAGGGAGUCAGGCUGUGUGGCUAUGAGAACAGGAACUUCAGCUGGAUUAUGGGAUAUUUUGAACUGUGAAGAGAAAAACAUGUUUCUCUGCAAGCAACUGGUUCAGGGAGUGACCCCCCCUCCUCCUCCAACAACGACUCCUCUUCCAUCGUGCCCAGAUGGGUGGCAAUCAAUUCCUCAAAGUAGCUCUUGCUUCAAACUUUUCCAGAGGGGAAGGGAGAAAAUGCAAACAUGGUUUGGCGCAAGAGAUUUUUGCAGAGCCAUUGGAGGAGAUCUGGCCAGUAUCCAUAGUGAACAAGAGCAAAAUCUAAUAUCUGACUUAGACAAAGAUUAUCUUCACUCAUCUUACUGGAUGGGUUUAAAUGCCCUGGACUCUGGCAGAGGAUUUAUAUGGAGUGAUGGCUCACCAGUAAAUUUUGAAAAAUGGGCAGGUGGAGAACCAAACAAUUAUGAUGGGAAUGAAAAAUGUGGAGUGUUUAACGGCUACAAUAAUAUGAAAUGGAAUGAUUUAUUUUGUGAAUAUAUGCAUGACUAUGUUUGUCAAAUAAAAAAAGGAGCAUCGUUGAAACCAGAACCUACUUCCACAUUCAAUUAUGAAUAUGAUGUUAGUGAAGAUGAUUGGAUAAUAUAUCAUCAUAAGGAAUACUACUUCAGCAAGGAACCAAUGCCUAUGGAAAAAGCUAGGGAUUUUUGCAGGAAGAAUGGUGGUGAUCUUGCUGUCAUUGAGAGUGAAAGUGAAAAAAACUUUCUUUGGAAAUAUAGUUUCUAUAAAGACCGGGGAAAUAACUUUUAUAUUGGCUUAAGUGUGAGCCUUGAUAAAACAUUCCGAUGGAUGGAUGGAAGCCCUGUGAACUAUGUUGCUUGGGCACCAAAUGAACCCAAUUUUGCAAAUAAUGAUGAAAACUGUGUGGUCAUGUAUACCCAAACAGGUACAUGGAAUGAUCUCAACUGUGGCAGUGUUGAGUUAUUCAUCUGUGAAAGGCUCAACAAUACUGUUCGUCCAACUGUUGUUCCCACUUCACCACCCCCAAAGGGUGGUUGUUCAGAAGGCUGGGUCCUUUUUAAUAACAAGUGUUUCAGAAUGUUUGGCCUUAAUGAAAAUGAUACAUUGACAUGGCACGCCGCCCGGAACAAUUGUAUAUAUUUCCAAGGAAACCUGGCUACUAUAUCAAAAAAGGAAACACAAGCUUUCCUCAUGUCCCUCUUAAAAGAUGCUGCAACUGAUGUCUGGAUUGGACUGAAUGACAUAAAUCAGGAGCACACAUACUUAUGGACUGAUGGAAGCCCAGUUUACUACACAAAUUGGGCAAAAGAUUCACGAAGAUAUUAUAGUAAGGAAGACUGUGUCUUUAUGAUGAAGAACCCUACUGGACAGGCAGGGAAAUGGAAAGAUGAAGAAUGUGUAACAAGCAAAAGCUAUAUAUGCCAGAAAAAUGCUGACCCUGAAUUGCAUAAUUCCCAACCCACAGUUCCAGUCUUUGGCUUUAAUAAUUAUGAUGAUGACCGUUAUGCAAUCAUCAACUACAAAAUGAACUGGGAAGAAGCACAAAAGAACUGCAAAGACCAAUUUGCAGAACUUGCCAGCAUUGUGGAUCCUUACGCUGAUUCUUACCUGUGGUUACAAAUGUUACACCAUGGGGAGCCUGUAUGGAUUGGUCUUAACAGCAACACAACUCAUGGCCAUUACAUAUGGUCAGAUGGAAGGAGAACCAGGUAUUAUAACUGGGCCAGUGGAGAACCAAAUAAGAACACAGCCUGUGUCUAUUUAGAUGUGGAUGGUUUCUGGAAGACAGCAUCUUGCAAUGAAACAUUUUUCUCUCUCUGUAAACAAUCUGAUGAGUUAAUCCCUAGUGAACCACCACAACUUCCUGGAAAAUGUCCCGAACCAAAGCGUGGUAGAUCUUGGGUUCCUUUCCGUGAUCAUUGUUACUAUGUUCACAUUACUUCUGAAGAAAGCUGGCCUGAUGCUUCCAUGACGUGUAUUCAGAUGGGUGCUUCCCUGGUUUCCAUAGAAGAUUCAGCUGAAAUGAACUUCCUCUUAUUUUACUUGUCUGCAAUUGCAAGUGACUUCAGAAAGUUUUGGAUAGGAUUAUUCAAAAAUAUUGAUGGGGAAUGGACGUGGGCAGACAGGAGUGCAGUAGACUUUGUCAACUGGGACAAAGGAGAACCUACAGCACUUUUUGCGGAACACUGUGUUGACAUGGAUGUCUCAAAUGGAGCCUGGAGGAACUAUUACUGCUCUGUUGAUCAGAAUUUUAUUUGCAAAAUCCCAAAGAUUCCUACAGUUGAACCAACCCGUGAUUCAUCAAUCCAUAAAGCAUCAAAAAAUGAAGCUACUUUUGCAUCUGCGCAUGGAUUCAGUGGGAUGAUUGUUAUACUAAUUUUUCUUCUUCUAACAGGAACUGGCCUUACAAUCUGUUUUUUCUAUAAAAAAAGACAUGAUCAGCAAACAAUCACAGCCAGUUUUGACAAUACCAUAUACUGUGGUGAUGCUGAACCUGGAACUCACGAAUCAAACUGUCUUGUGACCAAUAUCGAACAAAAUGAACAGGCAAUAGUUUAAUGAGCAAAGUAAACUUGUGACUAAUUUUAAAAGAAAUUAAAGCACUAGAAUACAAGAAUUCUUAAGGCAAAGUGGUUUUCUCCUCUGGAAAUUCUAGUCUGUUUUGCACAUGAUGCUUCUUGUUUUAUGUACUAGCACGAACAAAUAAUCUUGUAAGGCUCUGAAACUGCUCACAAAGAAUAGCAUCUGGAAGGACAGUUGAGUAUAUACUUAAACCUGGAACUACACUGUGUAAGUGGACACUCAGGCAUUUCCAGCCUCUACAUGGGACCAGCAUCACCUUUUGGCCACAAGGAGAACUGUGCUCAUUAGAGGUAACUGUGAGAAUAAGCUCCUUAGUAUGCUCCAAAAAGCACAUCACCGUCUGUAGCAAUCCUGAAAAUGUCAUGCUGCGAGCUCCAGCACAGACUGUCAAGAGUUGGGCAGUUUCAACGGGACCUCUGGAGCUCGUCUGGCCUCUUGUCCUUGCUGUGCACCUCUGAGAAGAGUUUGGCUGUGUCUUCUCUAUAAUCCCCCUUUAGCUAGUUGAAGAUAGCGAUCAGGUCUCCCAUCAGCCUAUAAUUCUCCCAGCUCUCUCAGCCUCUCUUCAUAUGUCAUAUACCUGUACAUCGAGGUCCCUACCCCUCUAAGUGGCCCUUGGUUAGACUCACUGCAAUUUGUCAAUAUCUCCCUUUACCUAGAGGCCCAGAGCUGGACAGAGUAUUCCAGAUGCGGCCUCAUAAGUGCUGUGUAGAGGGCAAUAAUAAUCUUGACCUGUUAUCUAUGCUCUUGGUAAUGCAGCCCUCAGUGCAGUUGGCCUUCAUCACCUCACGGGCACAGUGCUCACCCAAGUUUGACUUUCAGGCCCCUAGGAUUCCAUAUCCUUUUCUGCAAAGCCCUCUCAGCUGGUUGGCCUCAGAACAUACUGCUUCAUAGAGUUAUUCCACCUCAGGUGCGGGUGACCACUUCAGGUGCAGGUGAACUUCAUGGAAUUAUUUCACCUCACGUAACUUUGAACCAUUGACCACUACCCUUUGAACCUGGUAGAGCAGCCAGUUUUUCACCUGCCUCGCAGUCCAUCCAUCCAGUCCAUACCUCUUGAGUUUAGCUGCAGGGAUACUACGGGAUAUGAUGCUGAAAGUCUUGCUAAAGUCAACGUAAAUGACAUUCACUGCUCUCCUCUUGUCUGCCAAGCCAAUCAUUUUGUCCUAGAAAGUAAUUGGUUUCACCAGGAUCAGUUGGCCUAUGGAAAUCUAUUCUGACUGUUCCCAAUCACCCUUUUGUCCUUUCUGUGCAUGGAAAUGGCUUCCAGGGGAACUUGUUCCAUAACUUUCCCAGGUUGGCUGAGAUGAGGUUGCCUGACCUAUAGUUCAUUCAUUCCUAUUUUGAAGAUGAGUGUGAUGUUUGACUUUUCCAAUCAUUGGGUGUCUCCCCCGCUCACUGUGACUUGUCAGAGAUGGUAGACAAUGACCUCAGCCAACUCCCUCAGCAUCCUCUGAAAGCCAUCCCGUCUGAUCCCGUGGACUUUUGUUUAUCCAGUUUACUUUAGUCCCUAACUCAAUCCUCCUCUACCAUGAGUACUCCUUCUCCCCUAAACUCAGCAGCUACAUACAGAGAGUUGGAAGGCUUGAGAGGGGGGUUGAGGGCUUUGAGUACCUCAACCUUGUCCGUGCAUGUAGAAGUAGGUCGCCUGCCCCAUUCAGCCGUGGACCAACAUCUUCCUUUUGCUGCUGAGGUACUCCUAGAAGCCCUUCUUGCUGCCUUCCAUAUCCCUUACUAGUCUCAACUCCAGCUGAGCUUUGGCUCUCCUAAUUCUGGCCUGGCGUGCCCAGGAGAUAUCACUAUAUAACUGCUGAGUCGGUCGUUGCCGUUCGUACCUUCCAAACACUUCUAUUUGAGUUUCAGCUCAAUCAAAAGUUUCCUGUGUGGCCAGGCUGGCCUACUGCCUUGCCUACUUCUUUUCUUGCACAUUGGGGUAGACCUUUCUUAUGCUUUAAGGAGGUUGUCCUUAAAGAUGAAGAAACUAUCCCAGGCUCCUUGGCCUUUCAAUCAGCAUAUCAUCACAGAUUUCACUUUGGAUUACUGUUGUACAAAUUCAGGUCAGAAAGCUUCAAAAUCAGACAGCAUGUGUUUUCAUACUGGGAUUUUCUUUAAUUCUGCAACAUAGUUGUAAUAUAUGAACAAUACAAUAUUCAGAGUUUUUCAUCUCAAAAAUAUUAUUUAAUCUUAUCUUUUGAUCUUUUGUAAAGUUUCAGUCAUAUCUAAAUUAACACAUUUUCCUCCUCUACAUACGGCUGAUAGAAAGGGAAAUGUUAAUAGCUUUUCUUCUGCUAUAUUUCUGUGAUAUAAGCGAUGAAAGAUUACGUAUAAUAUGAGGUGUGAAUGUACUAUGUAUAGAAAUACUGUAUCAUUUAAAUAAUAAAAUAGGGACCUCAAAGGAUUCUGCCAAAGGCAGGAUCAAGCAGAAUGAAUUAUACUUAAUUCAUAGCUGACAAAACUAUGUAAAACUUAUUCUUGAAAUCUGCAAUAUCAGUGAAGUCUUCAAACAUUUUUAGGCCAUUAAUUCAAAGCCUAAAGAAUCUUGCACUGAUAAAGGCUUUCCUAAUUUCUAGUCAAAUUCUCCCUGUCCAAGUUUGUUUUAAUCCUGCAAAUAUCCAGUUAUUCCAGACUUCCAUCGUGAUCUAGCAGAUAGCACUGCAUUUCAUAUCAAUGCACUGCUGUAUCAUCUGGGUUCAGAAAGCUUUAAAAUAUACAAUGUAUUCACAUAUAGGUAAUUUUUAUUUUUCCAGUGUAUUUUAUGCUAAGUGUAAACAAUGAAAUGACUCAAAGCUUUUAGUGUCAUGAAGGUCUUUAUGUAAUUUGAUAUCUUAAUUUUUUGUCAAAAUUUAAUCAUAUUUAAAUUAAAACAUUUUACAUUGUUAUG